GAGAAAGACAGCACAUAUUUCUCCGUGGGACACUCCUCUUAUUGGUGGGUGAGAGAUGGGUGACUGGAGUUUCCUGGGGAACAUCCUAGAGGAGGUGAAUGAGCACUCCACGGUCAUCGGCAGAGUCUGGCUCACCGUGCUUUUCAUCUUCCGGAUCCUGAUCCUGGGCACGGCCGCAGAGUUCGUGUGGGGCGAUGAGCAGUCCGACUUCGUGUGCAACACCCAGCAGCCCGGUUGCGAGAACGUCUGCUACGACGAGGCCUUCCCCAUCUCCCACAUCCGCCUGUGGGUGCUGCAGAUCAUCUUCGUCUCCACCCCGUCCCUGAUGUACGUGGGGCACGCCGUGCACUACGUCCGCAUGGAGGAGAAGCGCAAGGACCGCGAGGCGGAAGAGCUGGGCCAGCAGGCGGCGGGCAACGGCGGCGAGAGGGCCCCGCUCACCCCGGACCAGGGCAGCCUCAAGAAGGGCAGCGGCAGCGGCAAAGGCGCCAAGAAGUUCCGGCUGGAGGGCACCCUGCUGAGGACCUACAUCUGCCACAUCAUCUUCAAGACCCUCUUCGAGGUGGGCUUCAUCGUGGGCCACUACUUCCUGUACGGGUUCCGGAUCCUGCCCCUCUACCGCUGCAGCCGGUGGCCCUGCCCCAACGUGGUGGACUGUUUCGUGUCACGGCCCACUGAGAAAACCAUCUUCAUCCUGUUCAUGUUGUCCGUGGCCUCGGUGUCCCUCUUCCUCAACAUCAUGGAGAUGAGCCACCUGGGCCUGAAGGGGAUCCGCUCCGCCUUCAAGAGGCCUGUGGAGCAGCCGCUGGGAGAGAUUCCCGAGAAAUCCCUCCACUCCAUCGCCGUCUCCUCCAUCCAGAAAGCCAAGGGCUACCAGCUCCUAGAAGAAGAGAAAAUCGUGUCCCACUAUUUCCCUCUGACUGAGGUUGGGAUGGUGGAGACCAGCCCGCUUUCUGCCAAGCCUUUCAGUCAGUUCGAGGAGAAGAUCAGCACAGGACCGCUAGGGGACUUGUCCCGGGGCUACCAAGAGACGCUGCCUUCCUACGCUCAGGUGGGGGCACAGGAGGUGGAGGGGGAGGAGCAGCCUGUAGAGGAGGCAGCAGAACCCGAGGUGGAAGAAAAGCAGGAAGAAGAGAGGGUGACCACGGAAGGGCAGGAGAUAGUGCCAGGGCCAGAGGAGGAGAAAGUAGAGACCCCUGGAGUGGAGACAGAGGAUGAGAAAGAAGAGCUGCCGGCGGAGAAGGUAUCAAAGCAAGGGCUGCCAGCUGAGAAGACGCCUUCACUAGGUCCAGAGCUGUCGGCCGAUGAGACCAGACCCCUGAGCAGGCUGAGCAAAGCCAGCAGCCGGGCGAGGUCAGACGACCUAACCAUAUGAAGGGGUGCCA
Molecule: messenger RNA, 1385 nt
Organism: Carlito syrichta (Philippine tarsier)
Lineage: Eukaryota; Metazoa; Chordata; Mammalia; Primates; Tarsiidae
Gene: GJA8
Product: gap junction protein alpha 8
Exons: 2
Coding region: 56-1375 (439 amino acids)
Biological process (GO): cell communication
Cellular component (GO): connexin complex
Source: RefSeq, a predicted model, not a curated record